Molecule: messenger RNA, 327 nt
Organism: Staurois parvus
Lineage: Eukaryota; Metazoa; Chordata; Amphibia; Anura; Ranidae
Source: the annotation of a GenBank genome assembly
UGGGUCACCAGGCAUCAGGUCAUUUGGCUUGCCAGCGGGCACCGCGUCAUCUGGCAAGGCAGUGGGCACCGGGUCACCAGGCAUUGGAUCGUCUGGCUCGACAGCGGGCAUCGGGUCACCAGGUAUGACAGCGGGCACUGGGUCACCAGGCAUCAGGUCAUUUGGCUCGCCAGCGGGCACCGCGUCAUCUGGCAAGGCAGUGGGCACCGAGUCACCAGGUACCGGAUCAUCUGGAUCAACAGCGGGCAUCGAGUCAACUGGCCUAAUAGGAUCAUCAGGCUGGAUCAGUUCAUCAUGCUGAGUGGAGGGAGGCAUCAGGCUGAGUGG